UCUGCUUUGCCUGUGGGGUAUUUGGUACGUGCAGGGGUUGCAGUGAGGUGAGUGCACCGGGUCACGAGAGUUGGAUUCCUGGAGUCUGAAACCCCUAUAGACAUUUACAGUUUGUAGAAGAUCUGGCAUCGGAUGUCUUCGAGAAUGCAGUCUUUGACAUUGAUAUGUCUGAAGGGCUUGUGAGCAAUCUCUUCCAAACUUUGCUGCUUUGGAUAAGAUCUUUGCUUGGGUAUAGCACCACACAGAAGCCUUAUAAUGUAUGUAGCAGAGCAUCUGAUGUCGGUUGAAUGAAUCUGAUCAAAACGAAUUGUUUUGGCUACCUUGCUCAUCCUUAUCGCACAUAAUCCUUUCUUCAUGCUUCGAUAGUGAACAUUGGGAUUUCUACAUGGUUUGGUGCAAGAAACUUGUAUGAAGUUUGAUGUAAGAGGACAGUGAACGGCUUGUGCCCAUCUAUUCAUUUGAUGUGUGUGCAAUAUAUCUUGCUACAGACAGUAUAUUUGAAAAAAAUUGACAUCUUGUUGCUAUAGUAUCUACAGAAUGGUAGUUAUGAAUGUCAUUAAAGUCAAAGUCUGCAUACAUCAUAGUAAGUGUUGACUCUCUUCCCAACUUCAUGUGGAUAGUGCAAUUGUCAUUCCCUAUAAUAGACAUACAUGUCGUUUUUGCUGACGGGUUAUUAAAUAUUUAUCAAAGAUUAGUGCUACAGUACAUUGGAGCUGCACUUUUAAAAGCUGUAUGUGAUUUUGAGUCGGGGUAACCAGAUAAUGAAUUGUGCGAUCAACAUUUCAUCCAAGAAAUUGGCCUAUCUAUACUCUUCGCUUUUCAAUUGAUUAUUGACUUUGGACAAACUUGGAAUCCAGAUUGGUUCUCAUCAUGUAGAAGUUGUCAGUCGUGUGAGGAGCAUCCAUAUAAUUAUUGAACGUUCAAAUCAUAAACUUGGAGUAGUGUAAACAUACCAGAGAAGCAAUGCAACCAAUAAAGACAUUAUUACAUGUACCAACAAAGAGGUUCAGACACUGCUGAAUUUCCAAUCAGUGCCUCUAUCACAUCUUUGUUUACCUGUUGGGUAACACUGUUUGAACUCGGUUGGUAAUCCUCCUGUCUUGGGAUCAUGUUUCGUAUGACCUACCAUCACCGGGAUACCCUCAGUGCCGGUAAUGCGCCGCACAAGGUAUACUGCACCAUGGAGGGAGGUCGUAGGGUGGUCACCGGCAUGCCGGCUCUCACCAUUGGCUCAAGUAACUCAACAAGUUACUCCAACCAAGAUGGGGUCCAGGGCAGCUCACCGGUGGUCAGCUCCAGCGGUCAGAGUUCGGACAUCAGCCGUCAGAUGUCCAGCGAAGACCUCAAGCAUUUUGAGAGGAAGCUGGAGAGGGAGCGGGAGAAACGGAUCCACACGGAGGCGCCGCCUUCUUCUAGUUCUAGGCUAGAUGCCAGAGUGGGUAGCGAGAGCGGGCCACAGUUCGAUCUCAACAACAUGAGAAGAAACGGCUUCCGACCCACUUCCAAGAACUCCUUCAUGAGAGACCAGCCCAACGUUCAUCUCACAUCCUUCCGUCAUGGCCACGCCCCUCCAGCACCUGUCGUCAACACCAUCGCCUCCCUGUCAAUCACCAGCGCAGGUACCCCCACAUCGCUUUCCAGCUCCGGGGCUUCAGGGGCGCUACGGGGGCAGAGCAUGGGCUUUGGGAACAGGGAAACCAGUGGAGGAGGGCUCAACACCGGGAGCUCCAUGGGAAGCCAGGGACGGACUAGCAAUGUGAAGACGAGAACAAGAGCUGCUUUCCUGUCGGGGCAGAGUGAAAAAUACAAACAGAACCAGUACCCGUUUCAUGACCCUGCAUCAGGAGCCACCCCAGACUUCAAUCAAAGACUCGCUGAACUGACCUCGCUAGAAAGUGACACGAUACGAUAUGAAAGAACAAAGAAAGCCAAGAAAAAAACAAAGCAAGACUCGGGUUGAGAAUACAUCACGUUGGCUUGAAUAAACUUGAGAGGAAUGAGGAAGCUGAAUAAAAGCUUGGCAAGACUCGGGCUGAACCUAACGGAGGAUGAAGUUUGCUUGAGAAGACUAUGGAGGACGAACAUUUGGGUUUAUUUUUCCUCAGGAUAGCCGGAAACAGUGUGUGUAAUUGACCUUUGACCUCGACUGAAGCAUGGAGAGUGAUCGUCCGGGGAAGAAUUAGUGUUCUUCAGGAUAGAUCGAAACUGGGGAAAGCAAGUUUUUAAGAGGGACAAGGAAAGAGAUGUAUCAAAGCCUUCUGAUUGGAAUGCACUUCUUGUUCAAAUCAAACGAGAAGUGAAUUUUGCAGACUGAGAAGUUGACCAUCGUUUAAUACUGUUAAAUUGGAUCGUUCAAAAUUGUUCAAUGUUCCCAGUUUACGACAAGUCUUUGUUCCUUGUUCCUUGUUCAUUACAAAUGCCAGGGUUAGCCAUGAGCAGUCCAGUGUUGGAUUCUGCUUUUAAACUUUUUGGGGGGUUGGUUUUAUUUACGAUCAUAAAAUACAAAAUACAGAAAUGUUCAACUCUUUGAAUACUAGCCUAUGAUAACUGGGGAUGCAGCUUUUGAAGAUAAGUGUCAUACCAAAA
This is a messenger RNA of Strongylocentrotus purpuratus (purple sea urchin), 2586 nucleotides long. RefSeq lists its product as uncharacterized. NCBI's taxonomy places the organism in Eukaryota, Metazoa, Echinodermata, Echinoidea, Camarodonta, Strongylocentrotidae. The record is from RefSeq and is a predicted model, not a curated record. The transcript has 5 exons. Bases 1109 to 1960 code for a protein of 283 amino acids.